This is a messenger RNA of Heterocephalus glaber (naked mole-rat), 2639 nucleotides long. RefSeq names its product complement C1r (gene C1r). Gene Ontology annotation, biological process: complement activation; zymogen activation. Lineage: Eukaryota; Metazoa; Chordata; Mammalia; Rodentia; Bathyergidae. Gene Ontology annotation, cellular component: extracellular region; blood microparticle. Gene Ontology annotation, molecular function: calcium ion binding; serine-type endopeptidase activity. The record is from RefSeq and is a predicted model, not a curated record.
CUACAGAAACUCAGAUUUCUUUUUCGUUUUGUUUUGUUUAUGCAAAUAGUUCAUUCCCUGCAGCGUUCCUCCGGGAAUGGUCCCCCUCCACCUCCAGUCAUCCCUCCCCUGCCCUGCUCUGCAGGGCUGCUCUCUCCCUCAACGCUCUGUGUAUGAAGACGCCAGAGCCCAGGCCCAAAGACCAGCAGGGAAAUGUGGCCCUUCCCCCUCCUCGUGUCAGCCCUGCUCUGCGGGGUGGGAGGCUCCAUCCCCGUCCCUCAGAAGCUCUUUGGGGAGGUGACUUCCCCUCUGUACCCCAAACCUUACCCCAACAACUAUGAGACAACCACGAUCAUCAUGGUGCCCCCUGGACACAGAGUGAAGCUCAUCUUCCGGCAGUUUGAUCUGGAGCCUUCCAAAGGCUGCUUCUAUGACUACGUCAAGAUCUCCGCCGACAAGAAAAACCUUGGGAGAUUCUGUGGGCAGCUGGGGUCCCCCCUGGGAAACCACCCAGGGGAGAAGGAGUUCGUGUCCAAAGGGAACAAGAUGCUGCUGACCUUCCACACAGACUUCUCCAAUGAGGAGAAUGGGACCGCCAUGUUCUACAGGGGCUUCCAGGCCUACUACCACGCCGAGGACCUCGACGAAUGCACCUCCCAGAGCAGCUCUGUGGAGGACGACUCCCAGCCCCACUGCCAGCACCUCUGUCACAACUACCUCGGCGGCUACCUCUGCUCCUGCCGUGCAGGCUACGAACUUCGUCAGGACGGGCAUUCCUGCCAGGCUGAGUGCAGCAGCGAGCUGUACACAGAGCCAUCAGGCUAUGUCACCAGCCUGGAGUACCCCCGGCCAUACCCCCCGGAUCUGCGCUGCAACUACAGCAUCCGGGUAGAGCGAGGCCUCACCCUGCACCUCAAGUUCCUGGAGCCUUUUGAAAUUGACGACCACCAGCAAGUGCACUGCCCCUAUGACCAGCUCCAGAUCUACGCCAACGGGAAGAACGUGGGCGAGUUCUGCGGUACACACAGGCCUCCCGACCUGGACACCAGCAGCAAUGCCGUCGACCUGCUGUUCUUCACUGAUGAGUCUGGGGACAGCCGGGGCUGGAAGCUGCACUACACCACGGAGAUCAUCAAGUGCCCGCAGCCCAAGCCCCUGGACGAGUUCACCAUCAUCCAGAACCUGCAGCCACAGUACCAGUUCCGGGACUAUUUCAUUGUCACCUGCAAACAAGGCUACCAGCUGGUGGAGGGGGACCAGGCGCUGCUGUCCUUCACGGCUGUCUGCCAGGAUGACGGCACGUGGCAUCGCCCCAUGCCCAGGUGCAAGAUCAGGGACUGUGGGCAGCCCCGAAGCCUGCCCAGUGGGGACUUCCGGUACCUCACCACCGAGGGAGUGAACAUCUACGAGUCCCGCAUCCAGUACCGCUGCCAGGAGCCAUACUACAGGAUGAAGACCCGAGCGGGCAGCAGCGAGUCCGAGCGAGGACUGUUCACCUGCACUGCCCAGGGCAUCUGGAAGAACGAGCAGGAGGGGGAGAAGAUUCCGCGGUGUCUGCCAGUGUGCGGGAAGCCCGUGAACCCGGUGGAGCAGAAGCAGCGCAUCAUCGGCGGGCAGACAGCCAAGCCAGGCAACUUCCCCUGGCAGGCGUAUACCUACCGCUACGGCCCUGGCGGGGGCGCCCUGCUGGGGGACCGCUGGGUCCUCACCGCUGCCCACACCCUGUACCCCAAGGACCACAGCACCCAGAACAACAAAACCAUGGAGGUUUUCCUGGGCCACACCAAUGUGUAUGAGCUCAGGAAACUGUCCAACCACCCUGUGCGGAGUGUCCGCAUCCAUCCCGACUACCGCCAGGACCAGUCCCACAACUUUGAUGGGGACAUCGCCCUGCUGGAGCUGGAGAACAGCGUCGCCCUGGGCCCACAGCUCCUCCCCAUCUGCCUCCCCGACAACGAGACCUUCUACGACCACGGCCUCAUGGGCUACGUCAGCGGCUUCGGGAUUAUGGAGGAACGGGUCUCUUUCAACCUCAGGUUCAUCCGGCUGCCCAUGGCUGAGCGGAAGGCCUGUGAGAGCUGGCUGCGGAGCAAGCGCCGGGACGAGGUGUUUUCUCCAAACAUGUUCUGCGCCGGGGACCCGUUUGUCAGCCAGGAUGCCUGCCAGGGGGACAGCGGGGGCGUCUUUGCUGUGAGGGACCACACCAGCAACCGCUGGGUGGCCACGGGCAUCGUGUCCUGGGGCAUUGGGUGCGGCAAGGGCUAUGGCUUCUACACCAAGUUACUCAACUACGUGGACUGGAUCAAGAAAGAGAUGGGGGAGGAGGAGGACUGAGCCCGGGUCCCGGGAGUCAGAGCUCAGUGUCCAAAAGCAAAGUCACCGGCCCAGUGAAUGACCAUGAAGAACUCGCUAAAACCACUAUGCAGAAGGACACUGUGUGAAGCAAAUUCUCUUUCCUAUCGUCCCGUCCACAUUCUUUAAACAAAAGGUGCCUUUCACCCCUCUAAGGAUCGCGGCAGAUAUAGCUAUCAAUUUCUAAUUCUCAUUUUCCUUCUCCACGUUUAUACCAUUGGAAAACUGAAUAAGCCCCACUCCAAAUAAAUUGUAUAAGAGAUUACAGUAUGUUAAAUAAAUAAAAAAUAGUGUCUAAGAUAAAAAUA